AUGACCGGUUUCACUUAUGCCGAGCCUGCGCUCUGCCCGAUUCCAUUGGAACUAUUAGUAGAAAUCGCCUCGCAUCUAUCCCGCGCAGACCGAGCCCGACUUCUGCGCGUGAACACGUUCUUCCACUCAGCCCUCCUCCGGCACCUGUACGCUGAGGUCAUUGACGUGGCUGCGUUCCACUCGCGUGCUGGAAUUCGACACCAUCGCCCGCCCCUGGAGAAGUACGCACGCCAUGUGCGAUGUCUGGAAGUGAUGGCGAAGCCCUUCGCGUGCUGUGAGGGACCAUCACACCCCUUGCCUGGACUGCAGGUGAUGAGGCUUGAGUACGCCGGCCUGGACCUCGACACAGCCAGCGAGGACCUGCGCUUCUGCUCACUAGGGACCCAUAGGCCCAGCGCCGUUGUGAUCUGCUCGCCCAGCACAACGAGGAAGGACGCGGCGCCGGCUCGCAAAAUCGCGGCCGAACUCGAGGCGGCGGAACUCGUGAUUCUGCUCCGCGAAAGGUCAGAACGACUCGUCGGCGCACUCCUCGGGGCGUACACGCCCAAAAACAGGAGUGAAGUGACAAUCGUUCUGAAUCUGAUCGCUAAGCCCAACGCAACCGUUGACGCACUGCUGGAGAUGUGUCGGUGUCUUGCCAACUUGGACCAGAAGCCGCUGGACAAUCACCAACUCCGGAAGGUACGCUUCGUGGUCGGAGGCGUCGAGUUCUUGGAUGCCGCUCGCGAGGAGCUGCUGAGGAGCUUGGAGAAGCACAUGUCGAAGCACCGCUCAGUCGCCGCGUUGCCCGACGCUAUCAGCAUCCCGGACACGAAUACGGAAUCCGCGGCGACGCAGGCACCCUAUUCACACCCCGUUGUUGUCGAGGAGGUCCUCCCCCCGCCCGCCAUCGAGCUACUUCAUCUGGACGAAUAUGUCCGUGAGAGAUCACGGGUCCUGUCACGGGACGAUUUCAACAAGCACUACACCACUCUCAAGUACAAUAAGACGGUGCAGCUUAGCGACGUCUUGUGGCUUGUCGCCGCGCACAAGGACAUGCCUCCGGCCACUACACUCCUGAAGCCCACCGAGUACGACUUGCGCCGGACCUGGUGGGGCAACGGCGACGACAUACCCUAUCAAUACGGUUCGCCAGGUGGCGGAUACUCGCUGUACUCCCCAGGCUCCGAGGCGUACGGCCUGGAUUGGGAUGAGCCCGCCUCACCGGGCCCUGACAACGCGUACCCCGAGUUCACCGACGAAAGCUACCAAGGCCCGUACGAGGAAGCGGAUGACGGCCCCGGCCUCGACCCGAAUGUCGACUGGCAGGCGAUGUUUGACCGCGAUGACUUCGAAGACGCUAUGGAUGAGCUGGAUCGGUGCGAGGAUGAGGACGCGAGGUACAACCAAGAGGAGUACAUCCGCGAACGGUUUGGCGGGAGUCCCGCGACCGUUGGAGCAAGGCUGUGCGGCUGGAGGAGAGAGGGUGAGGAUGGCACCGAGGGAGGCGAGGGAGACGGGGACCAAGAAGAAUGGGAGGAUGAGAUCGAGGGCGAACAGGUGCUCUACCAAGGCCGGGGGACAAACGACUCCUCGAGGAAGCCUGUGCACACAAUCGGGAUAUACAUCCACAGUCCAAGGGAUGCCUGCGGGGAUGGAGAGAACGACCGCCAUGGCUGUAAUCCUGACGCGGGUGACCGCCGUGAGGGGGACCACAGCGGCUAUGCCGAUGACAACGUGGACGGCGAAGACAGCUGCCUGGACCAGGAGGAACUCGAAUUGCCGGAGGGCAACUGCCUGGAGCAAGAAUCUGACUGCGAGGACGAUCCUCCUGACGAGGACGAGGAUGACCUCGACGAUGACGUUGGUAUCGACGGGGACGAAGACGACAUAGGCGACGAAGACGACAUUGAUGACGAAGCCGACAACGGUGACGCAGACGACAUCGACGACGAUGACUACGACGACUAUGAUGAGGAGGAAGGGGAAGAACUUGACGAGGAUCCCGCCGAGCAUGAAUUCCACGACGAGCCAGGAGAGCAAAAGGCCUUUAGUGAAACCGACUGGAAAGGCGACUACGCCGACGAAGAAGGAGCCUACUCCGAGGAGGCGGAGCAUCUAGACUAUCUCGCAAAUCCAGAGGAGGAAGGCUUGGAGCGGGACGAUUCAAACAGGGAGGAUGGCUACAACGAUAGUGAAGACGGUCUCGAGCGCGAUUACGACGGUGGAGGUCCUGAGGACGAAGGCAGUGUCGGAGACUAUGGGAGCGCCGGCAACGACGGCGGAUACGACAGUGGUGCCUACGACGACUCUGCCUUUGACGGCGGCGAGGACGACAAUGGUGCCUACGACGACGGAGGCUAUGAUGAUGGUGGCUACGACGAUUACGACGACGGUUACUACCAUGACUCCUAG
This is a messenger RNA of Trichosporon asahii var. asahii CBS 2479, 2394 nucleotides long. RefSeq lists its product as uncharacterized. The record is from RefSeq and is a predicted model, not a curated record. NCBI's taxonomy places the organism in Eukaryota, Fungi, Basidiomycota, Tremellomycetes, Trichosporonales, Trichosporonaceae. Bases 1 to 2394 code for a protein of 797 amino acids. The transcript has a single exon.